Molecule: messenger RNA, 936 nt
Organism: Caenorhabditis briggsae
Lineage: Eukaryota; Metazoa; Nematoda; Chromadorea; Rhabditida; Rhabditidae
Exons: 4
Coding region: 1-936 (311 amino acids)
Source: RefSeq, a predicted model, not a curated record
AUGGAUUCCCAAAAAACCCGGGAUAAUUAUACUUGUGAGUUUUUAAAGAUAAUUUCUAACAAAAAUGUUGAAAAUUGUUCCCAGUUACUACAACUGGGUCGUGCGAAUUUGAAAAUAUUCAACAACUAUUCAAUGAAUAUAACUCUAAAAAAAGGAGAAUUCAUCAAUAUCUGUCCAAAAAUCAAAAUUUCGGAAAACGAUGAGCAAUUGAAUUUUCGACUCAGUUAUUUUCUUUCGUUUGAAAAUUGGAAAUUUCCGAAAAAGGAAACACUUGCUAGCAGUUGGGGAAAAAUUCUUUUAAAAUCUGGACGCAGGAUUACUGGACAAUCGAUGAAUAUUUAUGAAUUAUUUGAUCCUGACAAUGGAUGGAUUAAUUCUGAAAAUUCGUUGAAAAUUUCAUAUGGUAUUCAAAUCGAUGCAAUUCAGAAGAAUAGAAUUUGGAGAUUCAACUUUUCGGAUUCCCAUUUUAAAGGACAGGAAAAGAAACAUGGGAUUCGAUUUGAGUAUGAAGAGGAUUUCAUAAUUGCCGAGGAAGAGAUUCUCAAACUUCAUUCCAAAAUUUUCUCCGACGGAAACUCUGGAUUUUUGGGAGAAUUCAAAGAUUUCAAACUUCUAAAAGAGUGUAUGCAAUGUGCACAUGGAGUUCGAAUUGACGAUUCCAAAAUUCCAGAAAUCCUUCAAUUCGCUCAUAACUUGAAAUUAUUUAAUGUCAUUCGUUAUUGUGAACCAAAACUAAUUGAAAAAUUGCCGCGUGGCAAACAAUUUCCAAUUGAAAUGGUUUUAAAAUAUCGACUGAGACACUAUUUGGGAUAUUUACUAGAAAAAGAAAAAACGAAAAAAGAAAUUUGGGAAUUUUUGAAAAAAAUGAAUUUGGAUGAAUUGGAUGGAGAGACGAUGAAGUAUUUUGUGGCGAAAUAUUUGUAUGAACUCUUUUGA